Molecule: messenger RNA, 432 nt
Organism: Cadophora gregata
Lineage: Eukaryota; Fungi; Ascomycota; Leotiomycetes; Helotiales; Ploettnerulaceae
Exons: 4
Coding region: 1-432 (143 amino acids)
Source: RefSeq, a predicted model, not a curated record
AUGGCCUACGGUUGGGAUGAUUCAGAACGAUCAUAUCAGGACUCGCGAGAUAACACUGGAGAGCCACACCACAAAGCAAAACUCGGUCACGAAGCACUAGCUGGAGCAGCUUCUUUUGGUGCUUUCAAAUUGUUUGAGGACCGACAGAGGAGAGAGGGUAAACCUGUCUCCCACGCUUUCGCCAAGGAGCUUCUGGUCGGCAUCGCUGGCGCUGAGAUCGACAAACUCAUCGAAACAAAAGGCCUGGAUUACAUAGAUCGGCAGAAAGCAAAAAGACAUGCGCGGGAAAAUGUAGAAAACAUGUAUGAUCAACACUAUGUGCGAGGACAUGGUGCUGAUCAGUACGACCCAAAUCAAUAUGCGCCUCCUGAGCACUUGGAACGGCAUAGACACCAUCAUCAUGAACGCGGGGAGUGUGCUGAAGACUACUAA